This is a messenger RNA of Dendronephthya gigantea, 1734 nucleotides long. Its product is annotated as glutamate-rich WD repeat-containing protein 1-like. NCBI's taxonomy places the organism in Eukaryota, Metazoa, Cnidaria, Anthozoa, Malacalcyonacea, Nephtheidae. The record is from RefSeq and is a predicted model, not a curated record. Gene Ontology annotation, molecular function: protein binding. The transcript has 14 exons. The coding region runs from base 50 to 1507 and encodes 485 amino acids.
GCAUAUCAAGGUAACACGUGCGCUUUCAGACAAUCGAAUUAUUCUCAAAAUGGAAGAACAAGACCAAAUGGAUACAGGCAUUGAUAUUAAACAAGAAACAAAUGAAAUGAAUGAUAUUGAUGAUAACAUGGAAGCAUCAGGUAGUUCAUCAACAGCUGUGUCAACUUCAAGCAACGUAACAGGAAAAAACAGGAAGAAAAAGAAGAAAAAAAAGAAAAAGAAACCCAAAACAAAUGAGGCUUCGAAAAAUAGUGAAAUAGAUACAGAAGAAGUGGAUGAUGGUGGUGAAGCAUCACAAACAGCAGAAGAAACAGAACCACAGGUUUAUCUUCCAGGUGGACCCAUGGAGGAAGGAGAAGAGUUAAACUUUGACAGUUCAGCAUAUAAAAUGUACCACCAAGUUCAAUGUGGAGCUCCUUGUUUGAGUUUUGACAUCAUUCCUGACAAUUUGGGAGACAACAGAACCGAAUUUCCAAUGACGAUGUAUCUUGCCGCUGGUACUCAGUCGGAAAGUUCGAAACAAAAUUACCUAAUCGUUUUGAAAAUGUCUGAUCUUCAAGAAAUGGAAGAAGAACAAAGUGAUGAAGAAGAUGCCAUCGACGAUGAACCAGACUUAACAAUGGGGCAAAUUAAGCACAAUGGGGCUGUGAACCGUGUUAAAUUUGCUAAUAUCCCAGGGCGACAAGUGGUCUCCACUUGGUCUGAAACGGGAAAAGUUCAUAUUUGGGAUAUUUCACGACAAUUUAUUGAAAUCGACAACGAUGACUCCGGAAAAAAUGUAACGUCUGACCAUAAACCUUUAUACACAUUCAGGGGUCAUCAGACCGAAGGAUUUGCAAUGGACUGGUCCAGAACUGUGCCUGGCAGGUUACUUACUGGAGAUUGUAAUAGAAAUAUUCAUUUAUGGAAUCCCACUGAAGAUAAUUCUUGGCAGGUUGAUCAGCGACCAUACUCGUCUCACACAAAGUCUGUGGAGGACUUACAAUGGAGCCCAAAUGAAGCAACUGUUUUUGCCUCUUGUUCCGUUGACAAAACAAUUAAAGUGUGGGAUAUCAGAGCAGCUCCAUCAAAAGCCUGUAUGUUGACAGCUCAAGCCCACGACGCUGAUGUUAACGUGAUUUCAUGGAAUAGGAAUGAGCCUCUUCUAGUAUCAGGGGGUGAUGAUGGUGCUAUUAAAGUUUGGGAUUUGAGACAAUUUCAGAGUGGCGAACCAAUCGCAGUGUUCAAGCACCAUACAGAUGCUAUCACAUCGGUUGAAUGGUCCUCAACAGACAAUUCUGUUUUUGCCGCUUCUGGAUCAGAUAAUCAAAUUACUCUGUGGGACCUCGCAGUAGAGAGAGACGAUGAGGGACAGCAAGGGAGGCCUGUUGAUGUGCCACCACAGUUGCUGUUUAUACAUAUGGGUCAAAAAGACAUUAAAGAACUGCACUGGCAUGCCCAGCUUCCUGGGGUUGUUGUCAGCACGGCUGAGGAUAGUUUUAAUGUCUUUAAAACGAUAAGUGUUUGAAUUUUUAACAUUUGCAAAUUAAAUGACACUGUAUAAUAUUGAGUUCCUUCAAGCGAUGCGAGCUAGGCUACGAGUUGUGAUCAUCUUUGGAAGUCAUGUGUGUAAAAAUCAAUACGAUAUGAGACGAACUAUAUCACGUAAUUUCACGCAACUAUUAAGACUGCUUUCCACUUACGCUUUUUUUAUACGCACGUACACGUAUGGAAAAUUUUAAAUGCUUUUAAUUU